Molecule: messenger RNA, 4307 nt
Organism: Heterotrigona itama
Lineage: Eukaryota; Metazoa; Arthropoda; Insecta; Hymenoptera; Apidae
Source: the annotation of a GenBank genome assembly
UGUCGGAGAUUAUUAGCUAAUCUGCAUCACUCUUGUUCAGGUUGUGGCAACGGGAAGUACCUGAGCGUUAAUCACAGCAUCUUUAAAGUAGGAGUGGACCGGUGCAAACGUUUCACGGAUAUCGCGCGUGAGAAAGAAAAUGAGGUAUUGAUCUGCGAUAAUCUAGCCCUGCCGUUUCGAGAUGAGAGUUUCGACGCGGUGCUCUCUAUCGCCGUGGUGCACCACUUUGCCACAACAGAGAGGCGGGUGCACGCGUUGAAAGAACUUGCACGAGUAUUGCGGAUUGGCGGUCGGCUGGUCAUAUCAGUAUGGGCUAUGGAACAAAAGCACAGGAAGUUUGAGUCUCAGGAUGUGUUGGUACCGUGGCCCAAAGCCUACUGCGUGAACUCGGUGUCGAAUAGAUCGAAACGUUCCAACGUGCCGCAUACCACCGAUUUACACUGCAAUCAGAACGCUCAGAGAUUCCUGUCUUCGUCUUCCAAAAGGAACAGCGAACGAAAAUGCAAAAGCAAGAGCUAUUGGAUCGACCCGAUAUUCAGUCCAUCACCGUCAACCAGCAGCCUAUCGAGCCCGAAUGAGACCUGCUAUAGUUUUUUCCGUCGCGCAUUGCAGAAAUUAGCAGGAGGCAGACGUGGAUCUGGAAAUCGGCCGUGGUUCCUCGACAGUUGGCAGAGCGGCAGUGGGAAGAAUCGUAAGGACUACGAGCAAGAGGAACCACCGGACGUGGACGAGCUGCCCAUCGAGUUACGCCGCGUGGAAGAUGUUAACGUGACGUUGAACAAGCAGUCAGACUCUCUCAGUAUCAAGUCAAAGAGUCUGGGCGAUAUUCUGGAGAUCCAGCGGCUGGACCUCGUGCGAUCUAGAUCCAGCAUUCCUGGCCUGUGCUCCGUGCUGACGUCGGAAUUGAACCUGGACGGAGAAUCGAGGACGUCGUCGUCGAUGAGUGGCUCGAAGCCACGGCUGGUCAAGCAGAAGACUCACCUCGUGGACGACACUGGUUUGGAACAUCCUGAUAACACUGCCAUUCAAGAACUAUUUAAGGACAUUCCAGACUUUCAGGUAACACCAGGUCACUACUUGAAACGGGGAAGCAUCUUGAAACAGAGCUCGAUGAACGAGGAAUUAAUGUCAACCGAUAGGCUAGAAGAGAAAGAAAGGGUACGAAGGAACAUAAUGAAACAGGCGUCCCUGAACGAGGAUAUCAUCUGCAAGAGGAAAACCUUCGAAUCCCUCAGAGACUCCCUCUAUUCUGUAAACGCGACAAAGAGAUUUCAACUGUUGAAAAGUGGCCUUACGAACAAGAUUAAACAAUCCACGACGAAUAUCGAGGUGUCCGGCAUAUCGAUCAAAAACGGAUUCGUGAAGAUCUUACAAGGAUGGAAGUCCAGCGAGAACGACGCGAAUACAGCUAACUCAUCGAUCGACGAAGCAUCGAAGACAAAGGGCAAUGACUCGAAGGUUCAGCCUGCCACCGCGUCGAAAAGAGAGACAGAGGUGAUCGAAAGACGCUUGUCUCGCGAGGAUGGCUCAGACUCGUCGAAAGACAGCAGUCUGCAAAGCGACACGAGCGUCGAUUCCGAGGACAGUUUCGCGUCCGUGAUUUACGUGCCAAAACAGGACGCACAGCCAACGACAGAGGCUGUUAUCCCAGCCUCCAGUGGUCAUCAGCUGGGAAGUAUCUCAGCGCCACCUUCACCACGCGUCAAACAUCCACCUGAUACGCCUAACUCGAGAUUGAAGGUCAUUUCCAUAUCCCCGUUGCUCAAACAGUUCCCAGCUACAAGCAAGUCUCUACCACCACCCAGUCCACCUGGCCUAUCUCCUUGUGCUUUAAAUCCUGUAUUUACCGGGCCGUUCUUUGGUUCAAAUACUGUCGCCAGCCAGCAACAAUCACCUGGAGACAAUACCGUUAACGCGAAGAGGACAGAGGUCUUGAACAACGGCUACCAUUCGCCAACCAACGGGGACUUGCAGGCUAGUAAAAAAAAUGUCGAGAGCGAGAUUUGUGGAAGGAAUAAUUUCCUGGAGGGGAAGAAGCCCAGCUUGCAGACUAUAUGCGCUUACAGGUCUAUGACUGAGAGUCUGGAGGUUGAAGAACCGAAAACUAUCAAGGACACCGCACCACUAUUACCUGUGGACGAUAGUCCUGAUGUGUCGUUGCACGAGAAGAGCACCUUUGAAAUCAGUAAGGAGGAAGACAGUCGUAAAGCCAGACUGAAUCAGAUCAAGGAGCUGUUGAAACAGAAGCCUGGUUUCGCAACCAGAACCAAACCAUCGUUCCCUCUAGUCAGAAGAGCUUCGACGACAGCCAGUGGUCGUUUAGAGGCCGUUACCAAGGUACUACCACGGUUGCUCUCGCUGGAGCUGUUCAAUCCGGAGACCGAUGACCUCGACAGCGAUUCCAGCGGUGUGUCCUCGCCGGAUUCCGUAGGUUCUGUGAUCAGCGUGAUCUCCGACGAGAGAUACAUGGCUAAGAAGGAUAAUACUAAAUCCGAGUGCACCGAGUCCGAAGUAUUGGACAGUUCAGCUGAAAACGUGUCUGAUCCUAGCGACGUGACGACAGCUGACGAAUCGUCAGGGUACGUAGCUGAUUCCAAGGAAGACGAGACGAAGACAACGGGUGACAGUAGCUCGUCUCAGUCUUCUAGACUUCUAGAGGCUGCAGCCAACGUCGCCAGUUCCCUGGAAGACGCUGUCGAAACGGCCAUCACGAAAACGCACACUAAACCACAUGCGAUGCAAGUAGCACAACAGGAAAGCGUCGAAAGUUCAGCCAGCAGCGAGACGAAAGUCAGAGCGAAGUCGGAUAUCCAAUUGCCAGAAGUGGAGGACACGUGGAACGAAGAAUGCCGCAAACAUCUGAUUGACUUCACCGAGAAACUCAGUGAGAACUUGAUGCACGGGCUGGACGAGAACAAGAACGACCAGAGUAUUUUAGACAAGCCGUACCUGUCGAAGAAAGACUUGGACAAACGCAACGUCGAGCCCCUACCCUCUUACGACGUUUCAUCCUCGAUAUCCAACAAGUCCAAAUACAACGAUUUAUCGAACACGAUCGCCUGGUUGAGCAACACCAACAACGGUUUCAACGAAGAAAUGCAUAGGAGCACCUCGGACGAUAUAAUGGAUUUCGUGAUGGUCUCCAAUACCGGGGAAUUCAUGAACGAGAAAGAGGCAACGUCGUUGGACAAGCAAUCGUCUGAGAAACCGUAUCUAAGAAGCGCCAACUCUAUAGGGUCCAGCGACAUUGGUGAAUCCAUUGAUAAUACCAUCAGCUUUAGCGACGGAAGUCGCGCAGACUCCACUGGGAGACUAUGCAGCAGCAUGAUGUCGCUGCUGUCGAACACCAACGAGUAUCCCAAGUCGUACGCUGAGAAGCAAAGGCUCCAAUUGCAAAGGAGGUCCGCAUCCGAGGAGACGCCACCCAGGUAUCCGGACAAUAGCAAACGCAGUACCGAUUGUCUGGUAACGACGACAGGAAGCAACGACUCCCUAACUGGAUCCUCAUCCCAAGAAUCUCUGCCGUCCGAUCGCGGAGGCGGCGCCAUCACUUAUCAUCAGUACUAUCACGUGUUCAGGGAGGGCGAGCUGGACCAACUGAUCAACAAAUACGUGGAGAACUUGCAUAUUAUCUCGUCUUACUACGAUCACGCGAGCUGGUGCAUCGUCGCGGAGAAGGUGCAGGUCUGGACUAUAUGACUCGAGGCGGACGCCCCUGUCCCGUUCUCGCGCGGAGCGUCGCGCCUCGUGCGUCGCCACGCCGCCACGCCGCCGGUUAGAUCGCUUAUCGGGCAAGGAUAAUCAGUUCGUGAAGCUCGCUGAACUUCGUGAAAUGCUUCUCGAUUCUCUCGUCUUUAUGUCGGGUACACACGGCUCUUGGUUUACGACGAAGAGCAGGCUAAUUUCUUUGUUAUUAAAGCCAAGCGCAGGCACGGUUGGUAGCUAAUGAAGAUACUCUACUCAACUGAAUUUAUUAUCGCUUCUCUUAUUUAUUGCCCAGGUCGAAACUGAUUACAUUGGCCGACUGUGAGUCACGGCCAGAGUCCAAACAAGUGGAGAUACCAAAAUUUUUAAAUCUGACGCGGAUAGUUGGAGAACUAUAUGAGAAGAUUGGAUUUUCACUGAAAGAAACAAAGAAAUAACUUCCGGUGUUACAUUACGUUUAUUCUUCGCGCAGUUAGGUCAAGCAAAAUGUUUAGUUCCCUUGAAGAGAACGUGAUAUUAUUAGCUAUCUGCCAGAAAUAGAAGUUAGCACGAGAUAAGAGAUAAAACGAAUUACAAAAGAGGAGGAACCAGAUGUAAAUAUG